Branchiostoma belcheri (Belcher's lancelet) is the source of this 2059-nucleotide messenger RNA. RefSeq names its product dyslexia susceptibility 1 candidate gene 1 protein homolog. The record is from RefSeq and is a predicted model, not a curated record. Bases 199 to 1533 code for a protein of 444 amino acids. NCBI's taxonomy places the organism in Eukaryota, Metazoa, Chordata, Leptocardii, Amphioxiformes, Branchiostomatidae. Gene Ontology annotation, biological process: cilium movement; outer dynein arm assembly; inner dynein arm assembly. The transcript has a single exon. Gene Ontology annotation, molecular function: protein binding.
CCCUAUAAUUUGAAUGUGAUGUUCUAAAAUGGCUGUCUGAAAACCAUAGUAACCUGUGUAAUCGGUGAGCGCGUAUCUAAUACAUUUUCGCGCUCCCGUACGACAGAAUCUGCCUGUACUCCACUCUGUAAAGGCAGACACUUCCGGGACAGACUCUAAGACUGACAGAAAGCUCUACUUUCCUCUGUAGGCGCAGUCAUGCCGAUCACCGUGAAAGAUUACACCUGGGAGGAAACCGAGACUUCGGUGUUCAUCACAGUCCCUCUCAAGGGGGUACAGGCGAAGAAAACAGACAUAUUCUCCACCGACAAGUACAUCAAGGUCAACUACCCUCCCUACCUUUUCGAGGUUGACCUGUUUGCCCCCGUGGUGGACGAUAAAAGUACGGCUCAGGUGGGCAAUGGAACAGUCGUCUUCAAGCUCGUCAAGAAAGACCCUGGGAUCUGGACACAGCUUGCAGCAUCUAGUGCUGGUGACAAGAAAGCUCUGAUAGAGAAGAGAGAGAAGGAGAUUGAAAAGGCACAGCAGAGAGCAGAGGAACAGAAGAAAGCUGCCGCAGAACGGAAGAGGCAGGAACAGAAGUAUGCACUUCGCGAGCAAAUGAGACUAGAGGAAGAGGAAAGAACAAGAGUUGAAAAUACGAAGAAGGCUGAGCGUGAGCUGGCAAUGACUGAGCUGGAAACAUGGAAAAUGCAGCAAGUUCAGAAUGAAAUUGCUAAGAGUAACGAGGAGAAAAUCAAGUUUGAAAAACUAGAGCAAAGAAUCGAACUGGCUGAAGAGGAAGAAAAGAAGCCACAAGGAAAGACACAUAAAACAGAGGAGAUUGAACCUGCCAAAAAGAAGUCUGAAGCCACCCAAAAGAAGUCUGAACCUGCUAAAAAGAAAACAGAAGCUGAUAAGAAGAAGUCUUCCAUGUUUGAUGAUGAUGACGCCAACAUGCCGGCCAUCAGGUCAAAAGGAAAAAUCGAGGUGACCUUUACGCCAAGGGUGUUCCCAACACCUGUGAGGGAGUCCAAGCUCCACGAGGAGGAGGAAUGGCUGAAGAAGCAGGCAGAAGCCAUGCGGGCUGCGGAGAUUGACGAUCCAAACUUGAGCGAGGAAGAGAAAAACCCUCUGUGGCUGAAGGAAAAGGGAGACGGGUUCUACAAGUCUGGAAACAUCCUUGCUGCCGUGAAUGCAUAUUCACAGGCCAUCCGCAUGGACAGUAAGAUGCCCGCUCUCUAUUCCAACAGGGCGGCCUGCCAUCUCCAGAUCAGGAACUUUCACAAAGCUGCACAGGACAGCUCGCGGGCGCUGGAGCUGCUGACUCCUCCUGUACCUGCGAACGCAGCGGCCAGGUGUAAGGCCCACGUGAGGAGAGGCACGUCCCUCUGUGAGCUGGAGAUGUACGUGGAAGGUCUGAUGGACUAUGAGGCAGCGCUGAAGAUAGACCCCAAGAAUGAAACUCUCGCACAGGAUGCCGAGAGAAUUCGCCAAAUCAUACAGGGUAGCACAGACAAUAAUGGUAAUGAUGCAUUAGAGUCAUUAGAUUAGGACUGAAACAUUUUGUUUGGUUGUUGACCCUUGUACAGAUAUGGUUUGUGAACCAAAAUCUUUGAUAAACUACCAGCAAAAUAAGUUUGAUUCAGAUAUUCAGAUAUCUUUUUUCUUACUUUGCAACACAUUCAAAAAUUUUUGACCAGUAUAGAAUUACAUGUCAAUUACACGUAAUAAUUAGGAUGAUGUUCUACAUUAUGGCAUUCCAAUGUUUUGUACGAAUCCGUGUCAAUAAAAGAUAUUCCAGCUAGUUGAAGUAUUAACAUUUGUUGUACGAUUUCAAGUUGUGAACUACACAUAAUGCUUGCUAGAAUUGCAGGACCUCAUAGAUGGCUUUACAUGAGAAAUGGUCUAAUGAGAUAUCUGUUAUGUAUUGUAUGUGACAAUCAAUGUGCUGCCAGAGAAAUGUGUAGAAAAUGUUUAGGUAAAAAUUUUGUGAAUGGAUUUGUUUAUUGGAGGAUUGCUUUUCAUACCAGUUUGAACAUUAAAGGUAAAUUUUCUCAACUCCUGAGUGAUGAUGUAU